Messenger RNA from Corythoichthys intestinalis (scribbled pipefish), 3415 nucleotides. It is a transcript of the gene suz12b, whose product is annotated as SUZ12 polycomb repressive complex 2 subunit b. NCBI's taxonomy places the organism in Eukaryota, Metazoa, Chordata, Actinopteri, Syngnathiformes, Syngnathidae. The transcript has 17 exons. Gene Ontology annotation, cellular component: RSC-type complex; ESC/E(Z) complex; nucleus. The coding region runs from base 292 to 2376 and encodes 694 amino acids. The record is from RefSeq and is a predicted model, not a curated record. Gene Ontology annotation, molecular function: chromatin DNA binding.
GCAAUGCUCUGUUGUUCAUUCCAAAUUGAAGGGACGCCGCACGGCAGUAAAUUAGUCGUGCGUGGUUAUUAUUGCCAUCAAAAUUAUUAAUUCCAAACCGGAUUGUCGAACAAUAUUCGUGGCUGUACGCGGCAAUCCGGGGUAUCUACCGGUAUAUUUACCGGUAAACUAUGCUAGCAUCGCUAGCUUACUAGCCAGCAGCGACCAGCCUGUCGCGUCCUGUUCAUUUUCAUGGGCUUCCGCUCUUGAUUCUUCCAGGCUUGGGCUUGGAGCGGCGAGGCUAACAAAUUGAUGCCAUCCGCCAGGAAUUCCGGCCACAUUAUGAGCGGGGCGGGUUGCAAAGCGAACGGCGCCGUGUACCCCGCCUCGUCGGCGAUGUUGAACUCCGUGAAGAAGCCGAAGAUGGAGCAGAUUCAGGCCGACCAUGAGCUCUUCCUCCAGGCCUUUGAAAAGCCAACACAGAUAUAUAGAUUUCUUCGCACCAGGAACUUGAUCGCACCGAUAUUUUUGCACAGGACUCUUACCUUUAUGUCCCAUAGAAAUGGCCGCUCAAAUGCCAAAAGGAAAGCAUUCAAAGUAGAUAACAUGUUGCAAACUGUAGAAAGGAUGAAGGGAGAGCAGGAAUCUCCCAGUGUGUCUUCACAUCUGCAGUUAACUUUUACUGGGUUCUUCCAUAAGGAUGAAAAGCCAUCUCAGAACUCAGAGAAUGAGCAAAAUUCCGUUUCCUUAGAGGUGCUACUUGUCAAAGUCUGCCAUAAAAAACGCAAGGAUGUCAGCUGUCCAGUUAAGCAAGUGCCUACAGGUAAAAAGCAGGUGCCUUUGAACCCUGACAGCCAGCAAAGCAAGCUGGCCUCCUGUCCCUCAUUAGUGGUGUCCAGCAACGAGUUUGAACCCAGCAACAGCCACAUGGUCAAGUCCUACUCACUCCUCUUCAGGGUGUCUCGCACCAGCCGGAGGGACACCAACGGCUUGCCCAAUGGUGAAGCUAAUGAGAACAUUGAUGUGAGAGAUACUCAGAGUAGAAAGAAGAGGAACUCAUCUCUUAAGGAAGAAGGGGACACAACGGAGACAUAUGUUGCUCAAAUGACUGUCUUUGAUAAGAACAGGAGGUUGCAGCUGUUGGAUGGAGAGUAUGAGGUGUCCAUGCAAGGGAUGGAGGACAGCCCUGUGAGCAAGAAACGAGCCACAUGGGAAACAAUUCUUGAUGGCAAGAGACUUCCACCGUUUGAAACAUUUUCUCAGGGACCCACGUUGCAAUUUACUUUGCGCUGGACGAGUGACGCCAGCGGCAAGUCCACAGCCCCUGUAGCCAAACCUCUGGCUACCCGAAAUUCCGACACCUCUGGCCCUAUGGAGACCCGGACCAGCCACCACAAAACCACACCCUUGGCAUUGAAAGAGUCCGUCACUACAGAUAUCCAGACGAGAAAAGAGCUCGUUCCAUGUGAGCCACGCCAAAAGUUACGGAUAUUUUAUCAGUUCCUGUACAAUAACAAUACGCGGCAACAGACGGAGGCAAGGGAUGACCUUCACUGUCCAUGGUGCACGCUGAACUGCAGCAAACUCUACAGCCUUCUCAAACACCUCAAACUCUCCCAUUCACGCUUCAUCUUCAACUAUGUGCCUCACCCCAAAGGAGCAAGGAUAGAUGUGUCCAUUAAUGAGUGCUACGACGGCUCGUACGUUGGCAAUCCACAGGACAUCCACAGCCAACCGGGCUUCGCUUUCAGCCGCAAUGGCCCCGUCAAGAGGACUGCAGUCACCCACAUUCUGGUUUGCAGGCCCAAGAGGACCAAACCGAGCCUCUCUGAGUUUCUGGAAUCUGAGGAUGGCGAGUUGGAGCAGCAAAGGACCUAUGUGAGUGGACACAACCGGCUCUACUUCCAUAGUGACAGCUGCAUGCCGCUGCGACCCCAAGAGAUGGAAGUAGACAGUGAGGACGAGCGGGACCCUGAGUGGCUCAGAGAGAAGACCGCAACGCAACUGGACGAAUUCACAGACGUCAAUGAGGGAGAGAAAGAAGUGAUGAAGCUGUGGAACCUUCAUGUCAUGCAGCAUGGCUUCAUAGCAGACAACCAGAUGAACCAGGCCAUCAUGCUUUUCGUGGACGACUGCGGCGCUCACAUCAUCCGCCGCAACCUGUGCCGAAACUUCCUCCUGCACCUGGUGAGCAUGCACGACUUCAACCUGGUGGUCACGGCCACUAUCGACCGGGCCAUGACACGCCUGAAGCAGAUCCAGGAGGAGCUCCCGGAGGACACCGAGGAGCGGCAGGAGCGAACGCUGCUUGCGGUGGCGGGAAGCUGCAACGGCAGUGUGGCUUCCUCCGGUGUGGGGAAGCAGGGCAAGAGGACAAAAAGCGCUCUCACGGACUGAUGCAGGCUUAGUGGCCAAAAUCAUGAGUAGUCAAGGGGGAGGGUUUGUUUUUAUUUAAUUUUUUUUACCCAUUUCCACCCACAUUUCCAACCUUUUGGUGCUUCGAAGUGGUCAGCACAGCGUUUGACUGCAAACCAACCAGUAAACAAGUUUUUACAACUUGAACUCAACCAAAUAUGAACAAUGUGGAAGUGAAUCACCCACAUCUCAUGACUGAAUGAUAUCUUUGGGUGAGUGAAUAGAUUGCACGGGGUGGGGAACCCUGGCCCGUGGAAGUCCUUGAUCCAAGCCCAAGCAAAUUUUUAACCUUCAAAUGUUCCUAAUAUAUAAAAUCAUGUUUUUGUCCUCCACCCACCCUUCACCCCAUACAUUUUAUAUGAUCUGUCGAAGACUUUUAAAAUCCUAGACCUUAAACUAAUAAGAAAAAUGUUCCCCACUCUUGUUUUUGUAUGUCCUCUAAAUAUAUAAGGAUCAUCUGGAUUAAGGUUGAAACUGAACUGGUAACAUGAAUUGUGCACAUACAUGAUAACCUUUUUUUUUUAAAAACCAUUAGCUGAUUAUUUUUAGCACUUGCUGUUUUUGUAUUUAGAGAUUUUCCUUUUUCAUAACAUCCACGCUGCGCCCAAAUGUGUGACGCAGCUGUUCUUCAAUCAUCAGUGAAGAAUCAGAAAUUGUGUUUUGGUAUCACAAGACUGUGAGUACAAGAAAUGUCAAGCAGUAAAAACUCAAAAUUAGAUUUUUUUUUGCAGGAAAGUAGAGUUUUAAAAGAUUUUAGUUUCAGUGCCGGUCUACCAAAGGGGUUAUCAGUAUUUGGAGUUAUGUUUUUGGGGGGGUACUGUGAAUAUAAACUGACAGUGAUGGUUCAAUACCAACUUUGAUUUGGUAUGUUUUUAAUCUUUAAGUCUGAUUUGGUUACUUUGCUACUUUUAUCUAGUGAAGAAAAGGGAGCUUUUGUCACCUUUUAUUUACAAAAUGCCCCCUUGAGAAUCCUGUAAAGUACACUUUGGAUUUAGGGUUUUUAUAUUUAAAUAAAGACACA